Molecule: messenger RNA, 753 nt
Organism: Manis javanica (Malayan pangolin)
Lineage: Eukaryota; Metazoa; Chordata; Mammalia; Pholidota; Manidae
Source: RefSeq, a predicted model, not a curated record
ACCUCCACAAAGAUCCAGGUGAUGCUGCAGUUGUAGCUGCAUCCAUCCCACCGUUUCCUGGACUUGCCAUUGGAAUGAAGAAGGAGAUAUCUAAGCUGGCCUGUGCAUACAGUAAAACAACAAAUUUGACUGGAUCUAUAAUGUUGGAACUCAACCAAGAAUUAGGAGAAGUGCAAGUUGUAGCACUCCCUCGUCGGCUUGUUCUGCGGUUCCGGCCGGCGGACGGCUGUGCUGCCGGCCCGCUGAGCUCCGUAGCUGCGGAGCUGCUGGGCUGCCGAGCUGCUAAGUCUGGCGUUCAGAGCCGCGGAGCGCGGCGAGAUUUCGCACCGUCCGUGUUGGGCUAUUUCAUUGGUAAUCAGCGGAUUGCUCGGGCAAGAGGCGGUAGGAACGAAGGACUAAGGAAGGAGACUCUGGCCCACGGCCGCCAUGCUCUGAGUGGCUUCCUCCUCUGCUCGCUACUUUUGGGAGAAGAUGGUCACUGGACUGUAAGUACCCGAGGCGAAGAGAGCUCACUGCUCCCGGCUUUUGAAUAUCUUUUGUUCCGAAAGAGUUUGUGGAUUGGGAGCGUCUGCCGGAUAUUACUUUCCUGUACCGAAAAUCACUCCGCGGGAGCCGCCUUUUUGUUUUCCUUCUCGGUUUCUCUGCGUUGUCCGGCAGCGGCAUCUAGAGGUUGGAACUUGGCAUUGCAGCUAAUAGAUUUAAACGAACCUAACUGACAAGCCAGUAUGUCUGUAACGACUCAUAUUCAGUCAC